Molecule: messenger RNA, 3179 nt
Organism: Ipomoea triloba (trilobed morning glory)
Lineage: Eukaryota; Viridiplantae; Streptophyta; Magnoliopsida; Solanales; Convolvulaceae
Product: probable LRR receptor-like serine/threonine-protein kinase At3g47570
Exons: 2
Coding region: 1-3069 (1022 amino acids)
Biological process (GO): protein phosphorylation
Cellular component (GO): plasma membrane
Molecular function (GO): protein kinase activity; protein binding; ATP binding
Source: RefSeq, a predicted model, not a curated record
AUGAGGUCCUCCUCAUCAAUAUUUACCUGCCUAUUUUCCAUAUUUGCCUUCCUCUGCAAAACUUCCUCCCCGCUGCCUGGAAAUAGUGCUUCUGAUCACCAAGCAUUGCUUUCAUUCAAGGCCAACCUGAUCGGAGAUCCUCUUCGUUCAUGGAAUGAGUCUACCCAUUUUUGCAAGUGGGUAGGAAUAACUUGUGGUCGCAAACACCAGCGCCAACGAGUUGUGAGAAUGAGUUUGGGGUCGAGCAACCUUCAUGGUUCCUUGUCGCCUGCAAUCGGGAACCUGAGUUGUCUUACAAUAUUGUCGCUCAAGGACAAUACGCUUGCAGGUGAAAUUCCUCAAGAGAUUGGUCGACUUACAAGGUUAAAUGAGCUCCAUCUCUCUAGAAAUACAUUUUCAGGUGAAAUUCCCAAAAACAUUUCCCAUUGCGUUAAUCUGAUGGUACUAUUUUUGGGGUUCAAUAAUCUAACGGGCAAGUUUCCAUUGGAGUUUGGAUCACUUUCCAAGCUCCAGUAUGUUGGGGUUGUCUUUAACCACUUGAUGGGAGAGAUACCUGCUUUCUUGGGCAAUUUUUCAUCCCUCCAGUAUCUUUCUUUUUCUGGAAAUAAUUUCAAGGGAAAAAUCCCUGCUUCUUUUGGGUGCUUGCCUCAACUUUUUGGUCUUUCUCUAUUCCAAAACAGCCUGACUUCUACCAUUCCCAUAUCCAUUUUCAAUCUCUCAUCAUUAACAACUUUUGAUGCACAAGAAAAUCAACUUCAGGGAUAUCUUCCUUCAAAUUUAGGCACUACUCUUCCAAAUCUAGAGUAUUUUAAUAUAGGUGAUAAUCUUUUAGUAGGACGGCUUCCCCCCUCGAUAUCAAAUGCAACAAGUUUGUGGCAUUAUGAUGUUCGUUAUAAUGGUUUUAUUGGAGGAGUCCCAUCAUUUAAUGGACUCAAACGGCUAAAAAUUCUAGUACUUUUUCACAAUCCACUCGGUAAUGGAAAAUCCACUGAUUUGAAUUUCAUGUCCUCCCUUUUGAAUAGUACUACUUCAUUAUUAUUCAUGGGCCUUGAUAAUUGCAAUUUUGGAGGGGUUUUGCCCAGAUUCAUAGGAAAUUUUUCAAACCUUCAAAAUGUUCGCAUUUACCAAAAUGUCAUAAGAGGAGAUCUUCCUAGUGAAUUUCAUCUUCUUGUUAACUUACAGCACUUGUACUUACAAGAAAAUCAACUAAGCGGUACUAUUCCAAGCUCGUGGGGAAGCCUUCAACAACUCAUUGGUUUAGCCCUUGAUGGAAACAAAUUGUUUGGUGAGAUUCCAUUUUCCUUGGGAAAUAUGUCCCUUCUCAGUCAACUUGACCUCCAAUUCAAUGAUCUACAUGGUACUAUACCUAUAAGUUUUGAAAAAUCUAAAAAUUUGUUAGAACUAGAUCUUUCUGGAAACAAAUUCCGAGGAUGUCUCCCAAAUGCCAUUUUCAAUACUCUUUCACCACUUGUGCAUUUAGACCUCUCUCACAAUCACUUUACAGGAUCUCUUCCUUUAGAGAUUGGUGGGUUGAAAAAUUUGGUCUUUUUAGACCUGUCGGGAAACAUGUUGUUAGGCACAAUUCCAAUUACCCUUGGGGCAUUGAGUAGCUUGACUAGGCUCAACAUCAGUGGUAACCUUUUCCAUGGAUCUAUCCCUCCUUCUAUAAGUUCUUUAAAAAGUAUUGAAAGUUUAGAUCUAUCAAGCAAUAACCUCACAGGAAAAAUACCAAAAUUGCUUGGUAAACUUCAAUACUUGAACCAAUUGAAUUUAUCAUUUAACCAUUUGGAAGGUGAGAUUCCUAUGGAAGGAGUUUUUAAAAACAAGACUGAAGUUGAGCUUGGUGGUAACAACCUAUUAUGUGGAGGUAUUCCACAAUUUGGGUUGCCAAAAUGCAAAACAGAAGGGGAAAAAAGACAACAUUAUUUGUCUCGUAUUCAGAGGUUGGCAAUUUUAAUUUCAAGUGGGACUUUGAUUCUGGCAAUUGUGGCUCUCAUUGUGUUCUUCGUUUACAAGCGGAAGAACAAGCGGUCUUUAACAUUGGAUGCAACAAUCGAGUCCAUGCCUAAGUUGUCGUAUUGGAGUAUCCAGAAGGCAACCAAUGGAUUUUCUAAAUCCAACAUAAUUGGUUCGGGAAAAUUCAGCACCGUUUACAAAGGCAUUCUUGAUGGUAGUUUGAGUUUGGAUAUUGUUGCAAUUAAGGUUCUCAAGCUUCAAGUGAGAGGAGCAUCUAGGAGCUUUUUGGCUGAAUGCGAAGCAUUGAGGCAAAUUAGGCAUCGAAACCUUGUAAAAGUUUUAACCUCUUGUUGCAGCAUAGAUCAUGAGGGUAAUGAUUUCAAGGCCAUUGUCUAUGAGUAUAUGGCCGGUGGUAGUUUGGACAAUUGGUUGCAUAAUCACUCAACAGACGUGGAAGAAAAUCAUGAUGAUUCCAGGAUUUUGAACUUGUCGCAGAGAGUAAAUAUUGCACUUGAUGUGGCAAAUGCACUUAAUUAUCUCCAUAAUGAUUUGGAGACACUUUUAGUGCAUUGUGAUUUGAAGCCAAGCAAUAUUUUGUUGGAUGAAGGCUUUGUCGCUCACGUGGGUGAUUUUGGAUUAUCAAAGUUUCUUCCAAUAAAUGCAUCUUCAUCCGAACAAAUGAAUUCUCUAGGAAUUAAGGGGACUAUUGGAUAUACUGCUCCAGAGUAUGGAAUGGGAAGUGCAGUAUCAACUCUUGGUGAUAUGUAUAGUUAUGGAAUUCUUUUAUUAGAAAUAUUUACUGGUAAAAGUCCUACUAGUUAUAUUUUUAAUGAUUGUCUAAAUCUUCAUAACUAUGUCAAAAUGGCCAUACCUGACCACGUCGUCGAGAUUAUGGACCCAAAACUAUUUCACAAAGAAGUUGAUGCAACACCUGCCACUUUUGUACGUCGAGAUCGAAUUCUAGAAUGCCUUGUAUCUAUUUUUGAGGUUGGAAUUGCUUGCUCAGUGGAGUUACCAGGAAAAAGGAUGAACAUUGGUUGUGCCAUUAAAGAAUUGAGUUCAGUCAAAGACAACCUAAUGGAACUGGGAGACUUUGAGGCCAUUUCUUUGUAGGAUUCAUAACUAUUACAUAUGCACUUUGUUGUUUUCGAUCAUGUUGGUGGAAUGUUUUGCAAUUUGUAAUGUAUUGUCAUUACAUUGUAAUUUAACAAAUAAAUAGGUUC